AUGGUGGAGACGCUAAGUAUCGCCGUUAUCGGAGCUCCCGGAGUCGGGAAAACUUCCAUAAUCCGUCAAUUUAUUCAUAAUGACUUCUCAGAGGUUUACACUCCAACCAGAGACAGGUAUGUGUACAGACCCUCUGUAAUUUUGAACGGUAACAUGUACGACCUGAAGAUUUUGGAUGUCCCGCCAAUUUCGUCGUUCCCCUCCAGCUCGAGCCAGGAGUGGCUGGACCUGCGUUGCAGAGGGGUGCGUAAUGCCAAUGCUUACAUCCUGGUCUAUGACAUAUGCUGUGUGGAGAGCUUUGAGUAUGUCAAGAUGAUCCGCCAGCAGAUCGUGGAGCACAGGGAGGGCAGCAGCAGUGAGGUUCCCAUCCUGGUAGUGGGAAGUAAGAGGGACCUGCAGCGCCAGCGCUUCACCCCUCGCAGGGCUGUCUCUGUACUCGUCAAGAAGACCUGGAAGUGUGGCUAUGUGGAGUGCUCUGCCAAGUUCAACUGGCACGUGGUCCUGCUCUUCAAAGAGCUGCUGGGCAUCGCUGUGGCACGCGGCAUGAAACAUAACCACACCCCAGGGAUCCGCCUACAAGGGGCGCUGCAGAGGAACCGCUGCGCCGUCAUGUGA
Messenger RNA from Salvelinus namaycush (lake trout), 615 nucleotides. RefSeq names its product ras-like protein family member 10B. NCBI's taxonomy places the organism in Eukaryota, Metazoa, Chordata, Actinopteri, Salmoniformes, Salmonidae. The record is from RefSeq and is a predicted model, not a curated record. Gene Ontology annotation, molecular function: GTPase activity; GTP binding. The transcript has 3 exons. Bases 1 to 615 code for a protein of 204 amino acids.